UCAAAUGUCUCCUGCAGCAGUGGGAGCGCUGCGUGCCUUCCAAACAGGGAGCUGAGUUCAUCAAUGAUAAAGGCAGGCCUUAAAGUGAGCUCUGCUUUCCUUUCAGGGGCAAAUAAGAUAAGAUCCAGAGGAGGUGGUGGAGGCUUUUGUUUCACCAUGAUUCACAGCGCUGGAAUUUAAACAAGCUGGAAACACUUUCAGAUACUGCAGAGUUCAGUUAAUGAUGGUUAAGACUGUAUAAUCUUGUUCUCUUCAGACAGCAUUGCUGUCUGAGAGGCCCUCAGAUGGGGGCAGACUCUGGCAGUGGGAUAUCUGGUGGGACUCUACUGCCAUCAUGCUGGCUUUGAGGAGUAUUCAUCCUUUUAGUCCCCUUCCUGGAUAGUGGCCAUGGUAGGGACAGGUUGGUGCUUGGAUGAUCUGAAUGGUCUUUUCCAGCCUUGAUUCUAGGCUGCUCUGCAGGUGGAAGGGAUGUGCUGCAGUGUUGGGGCUCAGCAGGUCAGGUUGAUAGAUGGAAUCAUCGAUCCUGAGGCUCUUUUCCAAUCUAAAUCAGUUUGAUUCUAUGAAUCAAUGGCUUUCUUGGUCUGAGCCAUUUUCCUCCCCAUCCUCUUCCUCUCCUGACCCUUUUACUGCCUCCUCUUAUCAUUUCACCACUGCUUCCCUCCAUCUUUCCGUUGUUCUUCCCAAAACUCUCCUGCUUUCCCUCCUCUUUGCCAACCACCCAUCCCUCAGGAGCAAUCCUGCUUCUUGGUUUGCUUUGCUGUUCAUUAUUUCCCUUUGCCCUGCCCAGGUUUCUCCCCUGGGAUCCACUCCUCCAUCCCAUAUGGGUUCCCAUUGCCAUUUCCACUCUUGGACAUGGAGAGAGAUCCUUUUCUCAGCAUGCAGUGAGCAAGGUGCUGUGUUUAUUAUCACCCCACGUUCACGUAGGCAUUGAUGCCUGUGUUGUGUCCAGUCUGAUGACAUCUUUCUGAGAACUUGAAAUUCUGAGGCUCAGUUCCGGAUUUUAACCCCCAUAAUCUACAAAGGCAGAUCCCCACAUUUCCUGCUUGCUCUUGCCAAAGCCCUUGAGAUUUCAAGAGAUUAUCUCAGCCAGUUCCUCAUGUUGUCACGGUAAGUAACUCCACGUCUUGCUUGCUUCUUUAUUGGGGUUCUCCCUGGUUUUGGCUUGCUCCUGUGUGCCCCUUCUGUGCCUGACCCCACCACACUCAGCUGUGAGAUAGAGUUCUGAAUUCUGAAUGCCUUUGCUGUCACAUCGUUGUGGUUUUUCCUCCUGGUGAAGCAACGGGCUGAGCCUCCUCUGCCUUCCUCUGGUAUUUGAUGCAGUUGCACAAGCAGAGAACCUUCUGCAGUCCUCGAUUUUAACUCCCAGGGUACUAAGAUGUCAUUGCAGGACCUCAGUUAUUUUGCAAUGAGAAGGGUGAGCUGAUGGGUUACAACACAUGGGGUUCCAUCAGGCUGGUCACUGGUGGGGUUCCUCAGAGCUCCAUUUUAGGGCUAGUUCUCUUUUUGUGUAUUUAAAGUCACCUCAGCCUGCUGCCAAUGCUCCUAAUGCAGGAUACUAUGGGCCUUGUUGGCAGCUGGGGCACAUUGCUUGUGGCCAACUCGGUGCCCAGCAGGACAGCUUGUUGCUUGUGUCAGCUUGAUGGAUGCUGUGCUGGGACAAUAUUCAGUGCCUUACAGAAGGAAGAUGAGAAGGGACAGGUAGUUCUGGUGAGAAUACCUGAUGUCAGAUGUUGAUGUGAAAAUAAAUGGCAGCAAAUGGCACUUGGGAGGAGGGUAAGAGGGAGCAGAGCAAGCAUUGCUCCCACAGGGCUAUGUCUGAUAGCAGCAGGUUAACAAAGACCAUGGGCAGCAGGAGCAGCACCUCCUCAGCUGGAUCUGUCCCCUGCUCUGGGUGAUGGGAAUGGGGAAGUCCUUCCUGCUGUGCCCAUGGGGUGUGCAUUUCACCCAUCCAUGCUGGGGGCUGGGAGCAGCAGGGUGGAACCAGCAGCACCUGUGGUGUGUCUGUGUCAGAGCCCUGGGCACGUGGCUGAGACAAGACCAAAGAUGGAAUCAAGCAACAGAACCAGGGGAUAAAACUGGGCUGAAGCUCAUGUCAGGAACCCAAGCAGAGGGUGAGCGUGAAACAGGAACUGCCUGCACUGUGCUGGGAGGAUGCAGCCUCCACCCCUCCACCGCGUGUGAUUUGGAUGCUGGAGGUCUUUCAGAGCCAAGGAAGGAGCCAUGAGCAUCCCGGUGCUGAAGGGCAUCCUUUCCCUGCUGCUCCUUGCAUGGCCAUCCACUGAACUGGCUCACCAGUCCCAGCAAACCACGGAUGUGUCCAUAGGGUCAAAUGUCACCCUCCACUGUAUGCCAAACAGACCUGACAAGGAGCUGGUGUGGUGUAGCAUCCUAAACAAAAAGAAGGAGGAGAAGAUGGUAAUGGAGACUCAUCCACAAGAGGGAAAUGGUUCUUCCAACCUCACCUUUGCAAGCAUAAAUGAAAAGCAUGCUGGAAACUACACAUGCAUUAUGAAGAUUUCACACUGUGGGGAUGGUAGAAACAAGAACUGCCCAUGCAAAAGAUACCGGACCUCUUAUACCUAUAGUGGGGCCGUUGCGCUGUGUAGGUUCAUGUUCCAGCCAGAGAAUGAGACCAUGCGUGUGAGGUGGUGGACAUGUCCAGAGCCUCGUGGUAACCCCUCGGGGCACUGCAAGGAUGCAGCCAGCACAGAGCCCACCAUGUGUAACGUGUCAAGCAGCAGCUUCACAGGCAGUGAAAACACCAGCCAAGGGAUGGUUCCCAGCUCUGAACCCGAGAUGCCUCCAACCCGUGAGCCUCGGAUGCAUAAAGAUCUCAUAACCAUCGCCUACAUAUACGGCAUCCCCAGCUUAGCGGUCGUGACUCUUCUCUUCCUGCUCUGUAUUUUGGUGUGCCUGUGCAGAAGAAAGCAAAGCAACGCUAAAGGGACUCCUGAAAGCAAGCACGCAGCAGAGAUGAGCCAGCUCAGCACGCCCCCCCCAGCUCCUCAGACGGAAGAUGUGACGUAUGCGAAGCUGAUCUUUGACAGGACAGGGGCAGUGCCUGCAGCCUCGGAGGUGGUGUACAUGGAAAUCAAGCCGCUCUAAUGGAGCCGAGGGCGGCAGCAACCAGCUGGUUAACAGCAACCCGUCCAUCAGAUGGGCGGCCUUGUCUAUGAGGCAACAAGUUAGUCCAACAGAACUUAUUGUAAUAUAUAUGUGUAUAUAUGUGUGUCUUUUCUUUCUUCUUUCUGUCUUAGUAAAUGGUUUACACCUCA
This is a messenger RNA of Coturnix japonica (Japanese quail), 3275 nucleotides long. RefSeq lists its product as uncharacterized. The record is from RefSeq and is a predicted model, not a curated record. Lineage: Eukaryota; Metazoa; Chordata; Aves; Galliformes; Phasianidae.